AUGUCUUUCUCCUACCAGUUGCAAAUGAUCAACCAGUCCUUCGAACGAAUCGCAUCGUGGUAUCAUGAGUUUAUGCGAAGAACAGAGCUGUGCUUCCGGAAGAUGAACGAGCGUAUACUCCGACUCGAGCAGAAGCAGCUCACCCAUGGCCCUACGGAUGAGCAGGUUGAGCGUGUGCUGCGCAAGAUCCUGGCCGAGAGAUUCGCUCCCCUCGACAUGCCUCAAGUCAAGUUGGCCGACCAUACCCAAAGCGUCGGCUGGUUCGUUCAAGAUCCCAACGAACACUUGUACCCGAGAUCCAUCAAGAUGGACGUCGCUUCCCUUCUCGUUUCGCCAGAGUCUGUCCCAUCGCGCGCCUAUGCAGAGACUUUUCAGAUGCUCGAGGAUGAUGUCAACGACUACCCUGGCGAUGACCUGCUCAUGGAUGAGGACGAAGACCAAAAGAUAUAUCUAGGCCAUCUCACCAGUCGCCCUACUCACAGGGUUUAG
Bipolaris oryzae ATCC 44560 is the source of this 489-nucleotide messenger RNA. RefSeq lists its product as uncharacterized. Lineage: Eukaryota; Fungi; Ascomycota; Dothideomycetes; Pleosporales; Pleosporaceae. The transcript is spliced from 2 exons. The record is from RefSeq and is a predicted model, not a curated record. The coding region runs from base 1 to 489 and encodes 162 amino acids.